Messenger RNA from Choloepus didactylus (southern two-toed sloth), 3912 nucleotides. RefSeq names its product cilia and flagella associated protein 70 (gene CFAP70). The transcript has 28 exons. The record is from RefSeq and is a predicted model, not a curated record. Gene Ontology annotation, molecular function: protein binding. Gene Ontology annotation, cellular component: motile cilium; extracellular exosome. Bases 397 to 3720 code for a protein of 1107 amino acids. Gene Ontology annotation, biological process: cilium assembly; cilium movement. NCBI's taxonomy places the organism in Eukaryota, Metazoa, Chordata, Mammalia, Pilosa, Megalonychidae.
CAUCUGGGGCUGCCACAUUUAAGACAGCUAUUUCUCCUCAGAAUACUCGCUUCCUGGCCUCUCCAGCCCGGCACCCAAACGCCAACGACCACACUAGGCGCGAACGCGCCCGCCGGCCCCAGGCCUCCCACCCGAAGGCGGACAUAGAACCCCUACCCACUUUACGCCGAGACCCGCCGCUUAAAUAAGCGCAGACUUUGCCUCUGUCGCCGGUCCAAACCCAACACAUCCCCACCUCUUUGGUCUAACCUACGUGUUUCUAAUUUGACUCUUCCGCUGCAGCAGCUUCUAAGCAAAUGAAAAGAAGUGCGUGCGUAGUUUGGGGCGACUAGAGCCCCCACCUGACUGUCCUGACCAGACCAGAGAAGACCAGGGGGACUUUGCCUAGUUGCUGAUAUGGAGCAGGUGGCAUCAACAGGCAGACCAGUGCAGAUCAUCGUUACAGACGGAUAUGACUUGAAAGGUUUUAAAGGGGAUACUCCAGUUACCUUUAUUCGUGCAGAAUACAAUCAUGUAGUUCUGGGAGACUCUGCAAAAAUUACUAUUUCUCCAGAUGGAACUGCAAAAUACAACUUCACUAGCAGUUUUGAUUUCAAUCCUGAAGGAGGAAUCACUUUAGAUGACCUCGCCCACAAACCAGUGUUCUUAACCAUGACUGAAGUUUUACCAAAGGAAAAGAAACAGAAAGAUGAGAAGACCUUAGUUCUUGGUCAAGCUGUGGUGGACCUUCUUCCUUUACUGGAAGGACAGAGUUCAUUUGAAACGAUGGCCCCAUUGCACCCUGUGCCUGGCUCACUCCUAGAAACUCUUCGACCAGGGGCUAAGCAGUGCAGUCUUGAAGUGAAAGUGUUUGUAUCAGAACCAUUAUUGACCACAGCUCAGAUCUUAGGGGGCAAUCUACUGAAGGUCACAUUGGAGGCUGCCUACUCUGUGCCUGAGUCCUUCAUUCCACUGGGUCCCCUGCAGAACUACAUGGUUGGUCUGCAAGUUCCGUCGAUUGGAGAGAAAGACUAUCCCAUAUUAUUCCGAAAUGGAACACUGAAACUUGGUGGGGAGAGAGAACCUGUUCCCCGGCCCAAAAAAUGGCCUAUUGCCAACAUUCUGGCCCCAGGAGCUAAUAACAUUCCCGAUGCGUUCAUCGUUGGUGGUCCCUAUGAGGAAGAAGAUGGAGAACUCAAUCACCCAGAGGACAGGGAAUUUAGGAACCAAGCAGAGAGUGUCAAGAAAAGGAUCAUUUGGGACUUGGAAAGUCGCUGCUAUCUUGAUCCUCAUGCAGUGAUCAGUUUUCAAAAACGAAUUGCUGACUGCCGAUUUUGGCCUGUAGAGAUAACAAGAGUCCCUCUGGUUGUUGUACCUAAAGGGAAAGCUGCAAAAAUUGAUAAGAAUGAAGAUGAAAGUCAGCUUUCAUUUCAUGGUGUGGCUUAUGUUAAUAUGGUGCCACUGCUGUAUCCAGGUGUGAAGAGGAUUCGGGGAGCUUUUCAUGUUUAUCCUUAUCUAGACAGUACAGUCCAUGAAAAGACCAAGUGUUUAUUCAGCUUGUUCCGGGAUACUGGCCAUAAUUUGGUCCAGAAUAAUAAAAUAGGAGGAAUUAUCUCUCCACAGUCCAAACCAAUUAUUUCUAAGAAUCUGAGAGAAGAUAAAAUGCAAGCAGCUAGCAUAAAAUCUCAGAGUUCAGAUACUCCUUUGGAAGCUGAACCCUCUGUAUACCACAAUCCAGAAGGACAGCAAUAUGUAGAAGCAGGGACAUACCUUGUGUUGGAGAUUCAGCUGGACAAAGCCUUGGUUCCAAAACGAAUGCCAGAGGAGCUAGCCAAAAGAGUCAAGGAAAUGAUUCCUCCAAGGCCUCCUCUUACCCGUCGGACAGGAGGAGCUCAGAAGGCGGUGAGUGACUACCACAUGCAGAUCAAGAACAUUUCUGGAGCCAUCCUGGAUGAGUACUAUACAAUGUUUGGGAAACAUGUAGCCAAACUGGGAUACGAGUUGGAUAGUGAAACCCUGGAGGAGCAGAAGUGUCAGCUCAACUAUGAACUUAACUGCUCUGGAAAAUACUUUGCUUUCAAAGAACAACUCAAGCAUGCUGUGGUAAAGAUUGUGAGAGAGAAGUACUUGAAGACAACAGCAUUUGAAAACCAGGAGGAACUGCAGAAGUUUAUCAGUGAGCUGUAUGUAUUCUUGGUUGAUCAGAUGCACGUGGCCCUGAACCAGACCAUGCCAGAUGAUGUCCAAGGUGCUGUUUCAAGGAUUUAUACGAGCAGUGAACAGCUUCGACUCUUUGCAUUUGAAGCAGAAGUCAAUGAAAAGUUUGACAUGGCAGCAGUGUAUUAUGAAGAGAGGUUGGUCCGUGAGCCCCAGAACCUGGACCACUGGCUGGACUAUGGUGCCUUCUGUCUCCUAACUGAGGACAACAUCAAAGCACAGGAGUGUUUUCGGAAAGCCCUUUCCCUCAACCAGAAUCAUAUCAACAGCCUGCUUCUGUGUGGUGUCAUGGCUGUUCUGAUGGAGAACUACGAGCAGGCAGAAAUUUUCUUUGAGAAUGCCACUUGCUUAGAACCAACCAAUAUUGUGGCCUGGACUUUACUUGGUUUGUACUAUGAAAUUCAAAACAAUGAUAUUCGAAUGGAAAUGGCAUUUCAUGAAGCUUCCAAACAGCUUCAGGCACGACUAAUGAAGCAGAAGAGCGCUGCUACUGUGAAUUACUUUGAAGAAGGAGUGAAAAUGGAACCCAGUUUAAGCCCUCGGGGGAAUACGAAUGGUUCUGCAACAGCAGGCAAAGAAGCCCCAGCAGGAACAGGAGCUGCCUUAUCCAUUUUAGAUGAAUUUCUUGAAGAAUCCUCUAAACUCCAUUCUGAGUCACAAGAACCCAUUUUGACUGUACAAGCUCAGGAUCCAAAUACCAGCCAAAAACCGUCCAAUAUGUUUCUCAAGGAGGGACCAGCAAAGAAAGAAGCAUCAAAAUGUGACGUUUCAUCGGCUCUCCUGAAUUCCAUCCCUUAUUAUGGCGUUUCUCAAACUCCUCCCACCAUCUUCAUGGAGACAAUACGCUUCUUGAUGAAGGUCAAUGCUGUGCAGUAUGUACACCGAGUCCUUGCACAUGAGCUUUUAUGCCCUCAAGGAGGCCCCAGCUGUGAGUAUUAUUUGGUGCUGGCCCAGACACACCUUCUCAAAAAGGACUUUGCCAAGGCAGAGGAAUACCUUCAUCAAGCAGCCCAGAUGGACUACCUGAACCCUAAUGUCUGGGGCUUGAAGGGCCAUUUCUGUUUUCUGAGUGGCAAUCAUUCUGAGGCCAGGGAAUGCUAUGAGCGAACCAUUAGUUUUGUAGCAGAUGCUUCUGAGAUGCACUUUAUCUUCCUGCGACUGGGGCUUAUCUAUCUGGAAGAGAAAGAGUAUGAAAAGGCAAAGAAAACCUACCUGCAAGCUUGUAAGAGAUCACCUUCAUGCCUUACCUGGCUAGGACUGGGAAUCUCCUGCUAUCGGCUGGAGGAGCUCACAGAGGCUGAGGAUGCUCUCUCUGAAGCCAAUGCGUUGAACAACCACAAUGCUGAAGUAUGGGCAUAUCUGGCUCUGGUGUGCCUGAAAGCUGGACGACAACUGGAAGCUGAGCAGGCCUACAAGUACACAGUAAAGCUGAAAUUGAAAGAUGAGGCUCUGCUUGCAGAGAUCCAUAUGGUACAGGAGACAGUUGGCUUUGGAAAUCCAUCUUUCUGCCAUCCUUCCAGCUGAAGAAUUUUCUGUAUGGGACUCUAAUAAGAGAGUCUCUUCGCUUCCCAGAGAAGUUAAAUUCUGGACGUUUCACCAUAUGAGGCCUGGGGCUGGAGAACAAACGAAUCUUCACCAUAAACAAGCCCACUCAUAUUUUCAUUGACUAUGUUACUGGUUGACAAUAAAAAAUGGAAAUAAGGGAUUCAAAAUUUA